Molecule: messenger RNA, 564 nt
Organism: Anthostomella pinea
Lineage: Eukaryota; Fungi; Ascomycota; Sordariomycetes; Xylariales; Xylariaceae
Source: the annotation of a GenBank genome assembly
AUGGCACAAGACGAAAACGAGCCGCCCAGGCUGCGCGGUCCGCCGCCGGGAGCCACCGCGCCGCCCGACCACGUCAAGAACCCGCAGAUCUACGAGAUAUUCCACGGAUCGAAGGCCGAGGGCGACAGCGCGCAGCAGGAUGGAAGCACGCCCACGGGCGCGGAAGGGCAGAAGAAAACCCCGAACCCGACGUUCACGGACGGCCUACAGUCGAUACAGUCGACCGACUUCCUCAAUAUUCACAAGGUCCCGUGCGCGAGGGAGGGCUUCAUCACAGGCAUUGGGGCGGGCGCGGCCGUUGGCGUGGGUAGUUAUCUUGUAGGGGGUAGGAUACCGAGGGCUGCCAACUGGGCAGCCGGGACGUUUCUUCUCGGGAGCAUAAUACAAUGGGAAUACUGCCAGGCGCAAAGAAGGAAGGAGCGCGCUGCUAUGGCGAGGGUCGUAGAGGUGGUUGAUCGGAAGAAGGCCGAGAAGGAGGCAAAGGCGGCAGAAGCUCUGCGAUCGAAACAGGAGGCCGAUGAGAAGGCCCAGCAAGCCAAAAAGAGUUGGUAUAAGAUUUGGUGA